AUGACGUCUGGUCUGGCAGAGUUCUUCUCCUCCGCUCAGGCGGUCUCCCGGCUCCCGCAGGAGAGAGUACAACGGAAAUGGAGGUUGCCUUCGAGGCCGCAACUAUCGUUUGUGGCGUUUAUUGCCGCUGCAGUCGUACUUCUGGGUUUUCCGUCGUUGCCCACCUCAGGGGCAGAUGAGCCGUCAUCCGUGUCCCCCGCCUGUACUGCGAGUGGUCUCGAGACGACUUGCACCUGCUCCGAAACGAAAGCCAAGGCCGGCGUGAGCAACGAGUCGGCUACGCUGUCGAAAGACACCAACAUUCUCAGAGUGGAAUGCACUAACCCUACUGUGUUUGCACCCACAGAGGCAAAUGGCACAACGGUCUGUUCAGCGGAGCCUCCCCCCGACUUCAAGGACUGCAAGGAAAAUAUACAGCAACUUCUUGGUGGAGAUCCCAGCAGCGUCAAGUGGGAAGCCUGUAAAGAAGAGAAAGCAAAGGGUGCCGAAAAGUGCAAGACCCUGACUGUCCCGCAGACGAAUCUCCCGUUCGUCGACCAAAGAUUUGCUGUGGGUUGUACCGAGGAGCCAAACAACAACAACAAACUUUGCAGAAUCCCUGUGACAAUAAAGGCCAGAGCUAGCGCGACAAACGGUCAGACUGUCACGUGUGCCUACGGCGCCGGCAGCAAUGAAUCCCGUCAAGCCGUCACUCUCAACCCAUCCAAGAACAGCUUCACUCUGGUCUGUGGAGAGAAGGGAACCGUGCUGCCGACGAACUACGAUACUAAGUUCUGCCCCUCGGAUCCAGCUGGCACGAGUACGACAUGCGACGGAGACUACCAGUCGAUUCUGCCGGGCUUCGAGAACGGCUGGUGGAAAAAAGACGAUCCCGACACCCCCAAGUCGUUCACUCUGUCUAUUCCAGUUGACAAGUUCCCGAAGGAGCAGGCGAAGAUGGUGGUUGCGUGCCAGCAGACGAAAACGAAAUCCGGCAGCGGCAGCCCUGCAGAAGGCGCGGCAACGUCCAGUGUAUGUACAGUUGACGUGACUAUCGAGGCGAGUGCAUUCGCAGCCGCAGCCAGAGGGAUGAAAUGGGCGUUCGCCUCACUUGCUGGAACUGCUCUGCUUGUCAUGGUCUCGCAAGCUUAG
Messenger RNA from Besnoitia besnoiti, 1131 nucleotides. RefSeq names its product SAG-related sequence. The coding region runs from base 1 to 1131 and encodes 376 amino acids. The transcript has a single exon. NCBI's taxonomy places the organism in Eukaryota, Apicomplexa, Conoidasida, Eucoccidiorida, Sarcocystidae. The record is from RefSeq and is a predicted model, not a curated record. Gene Ontology annotation, cellular component: membrane.